GAAGCAUGCGGAGCCAUGGGCCAGGGCUGCGGACACUCCAUUCUCUGCCGGAGCCAGCCGUACCAGGCGGCUGCAUCUGACAUCCGCGGGUUCCUGCGGGCGGGGGACGCCGCUCCCGGCCCCGAGGCGCUACAGGAUGCUCUGCUGAGCCUGGGUGCUGCGCUUGAUGCCACCACCCUGCGCGAUGCCCUCCGCCAUGCCCUUGUCACCCUGCUGCCCGCCGUGGAGCAUGUCUACAUCUACCUGCUGGAUGGGGACACACGGCUGCUCUGCGAUGAUCCCCCCCAUGAGCUGCCGCCCAACGGGAAGCUCAGAGAUGCUGUGCAGAAGCAGAAGCGGCUGGAAUGUGGGGGGCUGCUCCCUGCUGAGCUCCCUGGCCGGCACCUGGGACCCCUGGCAGCGCCCCUGGCCCCUGGCACACAAGUGCUCAUCAUCCCGCUGGUGGACAAGAACAGUGGGGCUGUGGUUUGCGUCAUCCUGGUACACUGUGGCCAGCUGAGUGACUCAGACGAGCAGAACCUGCGUGCGCUAGAGAGACAUGCCCUGGUGGCAUUCCGGCGCCUGCAAGCCCUGCAGAAGUUGCAGCCCUGGCCCCAGGUCAGCCUCUCCACCAGCUCCUCCCAGACCUCUCUGGCCAAGCCUGAGAAAGCACCUGACAGCAGCUAUAGUGACCUGGACUGCAAGAUCCUACAGCUCUGUGGUGAGCUGUAUGACCUGGAUGCCGCCUCGCUGCAGCUCAAGGUCAUCAACUACCUGAAGCAAGAGACCCAGUCUCUGUGCUGCUGCCUCUUGCUUGUCUCUGAGGACAACCACCAGCUCUUCUGCCAGGUGGUGGGGGACCGUGUCCUGGAGGAGGAGAUCAGCUUUUCACUCACCUUUGGGCGCCUGGGGCAGGUGGUGGAGGAUAAGAAGCCCAUCACCUUGAAGGACAUCAGUGAGGAGGAGCACAAACAGCUGAGCAGCAUGCUGGGCUGCGAGGUCACUUCCAUGCUUUGUGUCCCUGUCAUUAGCAGGGCCACCUCCCAAGUGGUGGCACUGGCCUGCGCCUUCAACAAACUGAGUGGGGAGAGCUACACAGACACGGACGAGCACAAGAUCCAGCACUGCUUCUGCUACACCUCCACGGUGCUCACGAGCACCCUGGCCUUCCAGAAGGAGCAGAAACUCAAGUGUGAGUGCCAGGCCCUGCUGCAGGUGGCCAAGAACCUCUUCACCCACUUGGAUGAUGUCUCUGUCCUGCUGCAGGAGAUCAUUACGGAGGCCCGGAACCUCAGCAAUGCUGAGAUAUGCUCUGUGUUCCUGCUGGACCGGCUCAGUCACGAGCUGGUGGCCAAGGUGUUCGAUGGUGGAGUGGUGGAUGAUGAGAGCUACGAGAUCCGCAUCCCAGCAGACCAGGGCAUCGCUGGGCAUGUGGCCACCACUGGCAAGAUCCUGAACAUCAAGGAUGCCUACUCACACCCGCUCUUCUACCGUGGGGUGGAUGACAGCACCGGCUUCCGCACCCGCAACAUCCUUUGCUUCCCCAUCAAGAAUGAGAGCCAGGAGGUCAUUGGGGUGGCAGAGCUGGUCAACAAGAUCAAUGGCCCUUGGUUCAGCAAGUUCGACGAGGACCUGGCCACUGCCUUCUCCAUCUACUGCGGCAUCAGCAUCGCCCAUUCCCUGCUGUACAAGAAGGUGAAUGAGGCACAGUACCGAAGCCACCUGGCCAAUGAGAUGAUGAUGUACCACAUGAAGGUGUCUGAUGAUGAGUACACCAAACUGCUGAGUGAGGGCAUCCAGCCUGUGUCCACCAUUGACCCCAACUUUGCCAGCUUCACCUACACACCACGCUCACUGCCUGAGGAUGACACCUCCAUGGCCAUCCUAAGCAUGCUGCAAGACAUGAAUUUCAUCAACAACUACAAGAUGGACCGUCAGACGCUCACCAGGUUCUGCCUGAUGGUGAAGAAGGGGUACCGUGACCCUCCCUACCACAACUGGAUGCACGCCUUCUCCGUGUCUCACUUCUGCUACCUGCUCUAUAAGAACCUGGAGCUCGUUAACUACCUGGAAGACAUCGAGAUCUUUGCCCUCUUCAUCUCCUGCAUGUGCCACGACCUGGACCACAGAGGAACAAAUAACUCCUUCCAGGUGGCCUCGAAAUCGGUCCUGGCCGCGCUCUACAGUUCAGAAGGCUCUGUCAUGGAGAGGCAUCACUUUGCCCAAGCCAUUGCUAUCCUCAACAGCCAAGGCUGCAACAUCUUUGACCACUUCUCCAGAAAGGACUACCAGCGCAUGCUGGACUUGAUGCGGGACAUCAUCCUGGCCACUGACCUGGCCCACCACCUCCGCAUCUUCAAGGAUCUCCAGAAAAUGGCAGAAGUGGGAUAUGACCCCAAGAACAAGCAGCACCGCAGCCUGCUGCUCUGCCUGCUCAUGACCUCCUGUGACCUGUCUGACCAGACCAAGGGCUGGAAGACCACCAGGAAGAUUGCAGAGCUGAUCUACAAGGAGUUCUUCUCCCAGGGUGACCUGGAGAAAGCCAUGGGAAACAGCCCGCUGGAGAUGAUGGACCGGGAGAAAGCCUACAUCCCUGAGCUGCAGAUCAGCUUCAUGGAGCACAUUGCCAUGCCCAUCUACAAAUUGCUGCAGGAUCUCUUCCCCAAGGCAGCGGAGCUCUACGAGCGGGUGGCCAGCAACCGGGAGCAGUGGACCAAGGUCUCCCACAAAUUCACCAUCCGGGGGUUGCCCAGUAACAACUCCCUGGACUUUCUGGAUGAGGAAUAUGACCCACAGGCCCCUGACCCCCAGCUCAAUGGCUGCCUGGAACCUGAGGUUGGGCAGCCCCCCGAGGCUGGGGCCGAGUGAAGAAGGCGAAGGGGGGGCCACAGCCAUGGCUGGGCUGGGAGAAUCCCCAAGCCUCAUCCCCCAGCUUAUGGGGAGGAGGUUUGGGGGGAUAUCAGUGAAUCUGGACUACCACGGCAAGGGCUGUGUGCUGCCAGCAGCCGCCACUGGUCCUUCCCCACCACUGACUAUUUCCUCCCUCUGGGGCAGGUGUUCAGGUGUCCCAUCCACCCAGUAGUCCAUGGGACACUGCCUUGGUGGCUGGGAGCACCAAGGGACACAGUGGGGCUGGGGGAUGGAUGUGCUUUAAGCUGCCUUAAGACUGCAGGUCCUGUCCCCAUGGGGUGACAAUAAGAAUGAUGUCCUUGGUGGAAGCACCCAUAGAGGGCUCAGUCACCAUGACAUGGGUGUGCAUGGAUUAGCAGGACAGAGGGGGAUGGUGUGGGGCAGGAUGGCAAGGAUGGCAGUGGGAGAACUGUAGAGCGUAUGGGGGGUGUAGAGCGUAUGGGGGGUGUUGCCACGGACCAUAGAUCAGGUCCACAGAAGAAGGUUGGCUCCAGCUGGAGGAGGGAAGAGACACCAGAGUGGGAUGGCCACAGGAUGUGCCUGCAUCUCCUGCUGGGAUCCACACUAGAGAACAAGCUGCAGCCUCUCCCUAGCAGCUGCUGAGCAUCCUUUGGCUAAAAGCCCCACCCAUCUAGGAUCCCUGAACCCACUCACCCAUGGAAGGGCUCAAAUCUCUCACACAGCCCAGUCCCAUGCAACCACACAACCACAUCCCCUACAAGGGCUACACACUUGCCAAGGCUGGGGGUCCUGCUGCUGGUUUGCAUGCACAGGGGAGGGAGGCUGUGCUCCACAGGGGGUCCAUCUGGUCCCAUACAUCACCUUCACCUUCUGGUCCCAUACAUGUCCUUGCCAUAGGUAGAGGAACAUAGGUGUUCCUCUGAGGUGUCCACCAAGGAGCCUCCUCACUGCAAGCAGCUUCUCUGCUUGGUGACCAUGUUGUGAGCAUCCCUAGCUCACAGUGGCUUCACAACUCCUGCCAUACCAACCUCUGUGCACGGAUCCUGCCAACAUUUUGGGAUCCUUCUGGUCUUGCAGACCACUGGACAUGAACCUCAAUGGUCUCCUGUGGUCCCUCUGGUCCUGCAGACCACCAUGCAUUGACCUUGCUAUUUUCCUGUGGUCCCUCCAGUCCUACGUGGCACCAUGCAUGGAUGCUGUUAGUCUACCAUGGUUGAUCUGGUCAUGCAUGGACUCUGGUGUUUUCCCAUGACUCCCUCCUUGUCCUGACUGCCAUGCAUGCACCCUACCAAUCUCCUGUGGUUUUUCUGGUCCUGUGGACCACUGUGCAUGGACCCCAACGUUCUCCUCUGUGUCCUACAGACCACUGUGCAUGGACCCUGCUGCCCUUCCUGUGGUCUCUCCAGUCCCACAACCCAACCCAUAUGGACCCUCUCAGUCCCAGGGGCUCCACCAGCCUUUGGGGUCCGACCAGCUGUAUGUGAUCCUGGGCUCUAUCACCCCAGCCAAAGCCACUUGAAACACCCAUGAGCAGGGGAACUGCAGGGAGCAGCUUGCCCUCUGGGGCAGAGCUGCAGAGGGGGCUGGGGCUGAGUGGGUGUGCUCAGCAUUGAGGGAUUAGGGUGCACUGAGCCCUCAGGCUGCAUCAUCCAGCUUGUGGGGGCUGGAUGAGUCCACCACCACACCAGGGAAAGGCGAUGGGAGCUGCAUGGUAAAAUUCCGGCACUGCUGGCAUUGGUGUUGGUUGUGUUGGGAUCAAGAGUGCACAUGGGGCCAUUUGCUGCCCCAUCCCCAGUGGUGCCAUAGCAGGUCCCUCCUGGAUUUGGGCUGCAUGGUGGCUGCUUCUCUCCUUGGCUUGUCUGUAAGCAAUGACUUGCCUGUGUUCUUGGGAUACCUGGAGCGUGUGUCUGCAGGAGCAAUGGGAGACCUCAACGCUGAGCUGCUCCACGUGGCUGAAGUGACCUGAAUUCCUUUUGCCUUACCUACUCGGAGAUGCCUUUAGUGAGAUGCUUUGCCCGAACCCUGGUGGGACCCACCUGGUGACUGAGUCUGUCUGCUGGCCCACGGUUUUGCCUCCAAGACCCCCUUAAGCCCUCCCCCCCACUCCCCACACUGCCAUAGGGAGUGGGGAUGGUCCCAGAAGGCAGCAAACCCCCAAGCUGCAAGAGGAGGACAGCAGCUCCAUCCCUGUUGUGACGUUGGCACAGUCCUGGUACCAAGGUGCCAGUAGGUACAACUGUUCAAAGACAGUCCCUGCAUCCCAGUGCCGACCCAGGGAUACCUGACAAUGCACAGAUCUCUCCAUCCAAUAGAUGUGGGGGUGUCCUGCACUUGGGUUCUGCAUCCUGGGUACCACACUGUGGUGGGGGCAUGCAGGGAUGCCCUUUUCCCAGCUGUAUCCCACUUUUCCAGCCCCUGCUGCUGGUGUGUGUAGGUAGUCAAUGCUUUCCCAGCUCCUGGCCCUGUAUAUACCCCUCUGGAUACUGAGGAGUGCAGCUCACAGCCAGCCCAGCUCACCCAUGAGUGUGCACAGGUGUGUGUGGGUGUGCAAACCUCCUCCAGCUUUUCUGUCCUUCUGUCUUGCGGCACUGGUUGUUCUGGACUCCAAUGGAGCCUAAGGAGGAGAUGACUUCUCUUUCUUCCUCUCCUCCUUCUUUUCUUAUUCUCCUUCUUUUCUUCCUCCUCCUUCUUCUCCUCUUCCUUCUCCUCCCCCUACUGUUUCUUCUCCUCCUGCUCCUUCUUUAUUAUUAUUUCUCUUUUUUUGGUGGGUUUUGGUUUUCCUAAAUAAAUUUCAUAUGUCAA
Haemorhous mexicanus (house finch) is the source of this 5652-nucleotide messenger RNA. RefSeq names its product phosphodiesterase 2A (gene PDE2A). Gene Ontology annotation, cellular component: nucleus; mitochondrial matrix; mitochondrial outer membrane. Gene Ontology annotation, molecular function: 3',5'-cyclic-AMP phosphodiesterase activity; protein homodimerization activity; 3',5'-cGMP-stimulated cyclic-nucleotide phosphodiesterase activity. Bases 16 to 2847 code for a protein of 943 amino acids. Gene Ontology annotation, biological process: cGMP catabolic process; regulation of mitochondrion organization; negative regulation of receptor guanylyl cyclase signaling pathway. The transcript has 31 exons. The record is from RefSeq and is a predicted model, not a curated record. NCBI's taxonomy places the organism in Eukaryota, Metazoa, Chordata, Aves, Passeriformes, Fringillidae.